Molecule: messenger RNA, 3489 nt
Organism: Rotaria sp. Silwood2
Lineage: Eukaryota; Metazoa; Rotifera; Eurotatoria; Philodinida; Philodinidae
Source: the annotation of a GenBank genome assembly
AUGCUUGAUACGGGAGCUACUACAUCACUUAUAUCACAAUCUGAACUCGAUCAUAUUAGACAUCCACCAAUUCAGCAAAUUCAAACAACAGCAGUACUUGGUGAUGGACAAACAAAAAUUACAGUCAAUGGUGCAGUUGAAUUAACUAUAACUAUCAAUGAUAUCACUACCACCAUUACAGCUCUUGUUGUCCAUUCAUUAGGUGCAAAGUUAAUUCUUGGUAUGGACUGGUGCAAAUUAAAUAAUGUGAACGUGAACAUCGGUAAAAAACAAGUUGAAAUCAAUCAUCCAAAAUACGGAAUUACAACGACACCUUUCUUGGACUUAGGCUCAGUCGAUGUCCAUCUCGCCGAAUGCAUCAUUUUAUUACCACAUCAUGAACAUAUAGUCAAAAUGUAUGUACCGAUUUCAUCUGCUAAUCUUGUUCUUUUUUUACCAGACAGGGAAAAAUGUGCUAAGUUAAAUGUUCAAGUAUCUGAUGCUUUUGUUGAAAUAAAAGACUUCUCAUUUUAUGUUUGCAUUUAUAAUCCUAACAAAAAUAUCUACAAAUUAGCUAACACUAUAAAACUAGGAUCAAUACACUAUCAAUCGAAUGAUGAAAUGAUGUACAGCAUAUUAAACCCAGCCAACCAAUCAAGUAUGACAGAACAAAGUGCCCACUUGAAUUCGAUACAGACAAAUGAACAACAAGAAUCAUCAAAAUCAUCAUUACUCGAAAAUAUUCUUCAAGAAUUAGUGAUGCACAUUGAUGAUAAAUACCAUCGCAAUGAUUUUCUUAGCAUUCUUCGACAAAACAAACAUUCAUUUGACAACUCAAAAAUGACCAGAGCAAAAACCAAGAUUCAUCAUACAAUCAACACUGGCGAUCACCUACCAACAAGUGUUCGACCAUAUUAUAAGACAGUACAACAAAGAAAGGAAGUUCAACAGGAAGUAGGAAUGUUACUUGAUCAAGGAAUUCUUCGACCCUCAAACUCACCAUGGUCAUCUCCAGUAUUAUUAAAGAAGAAAUCGGAUGGUACCUAUCGAUUUUUGGUUGACUUCCGCCGACUCAAUUCAAUCACCAAAAAGGACUCAUACCCUCAACCAUCAGCUGAAGAAUUACUUCAUCGUUUGGCUGGGCAUCAAUACUUCACCAAAGUAGAUUUAAAGUCCGGUUACUUCCAAAUACCAAUACACGAAUCCGACAUACCCAAGACUGCUAUAAUCACUCAAGAUGGACUCUAUGAAUUCACGGUGCUUGCUCAAGGUCUUAUGAAUGCGCCACCAACAUUCCAAAGGGUGAUGAAUGAAUUAUUAGCCAAUGGGCGUUGGGACUAUGUGGUUGUCUAUCUAGAUGAUAUUGUGAUUUUUUCAAAAACAAUUGAAGAACACAAACAACACGUGGCGGACGUUCUCUCAACACUUCACAAGGCCAACUUUCAAGUAUCACCAGCAAAAUGUUCAAUUGCCGUCGAAAAGAUCGAAUUUUUAAGUCACAUUGUUACAUCUGACAAAGUGGAACCAUCAUUAGACAAGAUCAAAGCAAUUGCUAAUAUUGCUCCACCAAAAACACUUUCACAAGCCAACAAGUUUAUUGGUAAAGUUGGAUAUUAUCGUAAAUUUAUUCGAGACUUCGCAAAAAUUGCUGCACCUAUUCACAAGGUUACUAACAAAACAAGAACAAAAAGAAAUGAAUUUCGUUGGGGUCAAGAACAACAAGAUGCCUUUGAAAAAUUUAAAUCAAUCCUGACAAGUGCACCACUAUUCCUCGAUUUUCCAAACCGAUCAGUACCAUUCAUCUUAUCUACAGAUGCAAGUGAUCUGAGAAUUGCUGGUGUACUCAAGCAAGAUACAACUGAUGGAUUGAAGAUCUGCUACUACAAAUCUAGAUUACUCAAUGACACUGAAAGUAGGUAUUCAACCACAGAACGAGAAGCUUUAGCAAUUUACUGGUGUCUAACCGAAUUGAGAAAUUAUAUUGGAGAUUCUGAAAUCACCAUCGAAACAGAUCACAAGCCAUUGGUCAAUAUGCAUAAGAAGAGAAACUAUGGAAACAGAAGAAUUGAUAAUUGGCUGAUACAUUUACAAGAUUUAAUACCACAAAUUAUUGAAAUAAAAUAUCGGUGUGGCAUUGACAAUAUCGGUCCUGAUUAUCUUACUCGAUAUGAAACAAUUGAUAGUGACAAUCAACAACAGUCGCUGUCUGCCAUCACUCGAUCAAUAACAAAAAAAGCAGCUGCAAGUGCUUCGUCAUCACCAACCGUGACCGAAGAUCAUCCGAUUACAUCAACACCUCUACUUAAAUCUACCUCAAUUUUAGACUUAACUUUAGAAAAGAUCAAAGUUGAACAAGAUAAUGAUACUGAUAUUCAACUUAUUAUUUCACGUAUUCAUGCCCAAAAGAAAAUGAAUAACUAUGUACUAUACAACAGCGUCUUAUUUCGUCUCAUCACCAAGAAAAACGAUGGUACCAAGAGCAAGGUUCCUUAUUUGCCUGUAUCAAUGCUAAACACUCUACUAGAAGCAUUUCAUGAUCACCCAUUGAGUGGACAUUUCGGAGUGCAACGCACUUUGCAUAAAAUUCGUACUCGAUUUUGGUGGCCCAAUAUGCGCAAAUCAAUUGAACAUUACAUCUCAUCAUGUCAACAAUGUAAAAAAUUCAAUAUCAUAAGAAGCAAAACACCAGGUCAUCUUAAAUCGUUUGAUCCACCAACAGAAGUAUUUCAAGUACUACAUAUGGAUUUCUGGGGCCCUGUUCGCACGUCAUCACAAGGAAACCGAUAUGUGCUAGUGCUUACGGAUAAUUUAUCAAAGUACGUAAUAGCGAAAGCGAUGUCAAAUAAUACUGCUAAGGCUACUGCUGAAUUCCUUAUGAACGAAUUUAUUAUGAUACAUGGUGCACCUGAACGACUUAUUACAGAUAACGGAGUACAUUUUAACAACACAUUAAUGAAGACAAUUACUGCAAUGAUGAAUACUAUUCAUGCAUUUUCAGCUUCGUAUCAUCCGCAAACGAAUGGCCAGGUGGAGCGCUUCAAUGCUACGUUUUGUACACAAUUGGCAAAGUAUUAUGAUGAGAACGAAGAUGAUUGGGAUGAUUAUCUUCAGUCUGUGGUUUAUGCAUACAAUACCGGCAUUCAUGCUACAACUGGCUUUGUUCCGUAUGAACUUGCAUUUGGUCGACGACAGAAGAGUCCAUUCGACUCCAAUUCAAGCAACUUCACACUAACUCAACCGGAUACAUUUUUCAAACAUUUACAAAAAAUACGGCGAACGAUUCUCAAACAAGCUCAAGAAAACAUACGUCACCAACAACAAUUAACAAAACUAAGAUAUGACAAACAUCGUAAGGAUAUGUCUUAUUCGAUUGGUGAUUUGGUAUUUCUCAAGGUAUGCGUCGGCCGUACAAAAUUAGGUGAACGAUGGAUAGGACCCUGUCAAGUGACCAAUAAGACAGGUGAACAAAGUUAUUUUGUUCAAGACAAAGAAACAGGUAAAUCUACAUGA